AUGUGGACAUCAAAUCAAACAUUGGGAUAUAUGUGUCUCUCUGCACAUUACAUCACUAAUGAUUGGAAACUGAAAAAACAUAUUAUCAAUUUUAAGUUGGUUCCUUCACCACACACAGGCUUAGUCAUUAGUGAUGCUAUAGCUAACUGUAUUUUAUCUUGGAAUAUUGAGAAAAGGUUGGGUUCAAUCACUCUUGAUAAUUUGUCAGCAAAUACAGUUGUAGCAACAGAACUUCAAAAACAAUUUAGAAAAGAUUUACUUUUGGAUGGUAAAUUCUUUCAUGUGCGUUGCUGUGCACAUAUUCUUAAUUUGAUUGUGAAGGAUGGGUUGAAGGUAGUGGAGGGUGCUAUUCAUAGGAUCCGUGAGGCUGUUAAAUAUAUAAAAUCAUCUCAAGGAAGGUUGGAAUUGUUUAUGGGAAUUGUGAAACAGUUCAAGAUGAAUGGUAAGAAAAGGAUAUGCAUAGAUGUACCUACUUGUUGGAAUUCUACAUAUCUCAUGUUAAAUGAUGCUAUACAAUUUAAGGAUGUAUUUAUGCGACUUGUGGCCCGGGAUCCUAAUUUUGAUAAUGCGCCAACUGAUCAGGAAGAUUGGUCUCAAGGCAUUAUUAUUUGUAACUUAAAGGUUUUUCAUCUUAUAACUGAAGUUUUUUCACAAACAAAAAAUCCAACUGCAAAUUUGUAUUUCUAUGAAAUUUGGAGAAUCAAUAUGCUCUUGAUUGAAGAAUCUAGGAGUUCAAAUGUAGUUGUGAUGAUGAUGGCUUUAAAGAUGCAAGAAAAAUUUGACAAAUAUUGGAAGGAAUGCUCUCACAUUCUUGCUGUAGGGGUUGUUCUUGAUCCAAGACAUAAGAUGAAUCUUAUUAUUUAUUGCUUUCAGACAAUCCAUGGUAAUGGUGAUCGUGCUUCAUUUGAGAUCAAUAAAGUGCGUGAAGUUCUUCAAACUUUUUAUGAUAAUUAUGCAAUUUUAUAUGGCACAAAUGUCUCUCUUGUUCAAGUGGAUAAGAGGGUGUCUACAUCCCAAGGUGGAAGAGAUGAGAAUCAUUUUAUGCAUGGCUAUAAAGAAUUCAUCCACGGAGUACAAGUUACCCAACCAUCGAAGUCAGAAUUAGAGACCUAUUUGGAAGAGAAGGUUCAUCCAUUAGAAGAUCAAAAUUGUGACAUUCUACAGUAUUGGAAAUUCAAUGAAUCAAAAUAUCCAAUAUUGUCUAGGAUGGUACGUGAUAUCUUAGCAAUUUCUGUUUCUACCGUUGCAUCUGAGUCUGCCUUCAGCACUGCUGGCAGGGUUUUGGAUAAUUUUCGUAGCAGUCUAUCUCUGAAUACGGUUGAGGUAUUGAUAUGCGCACAAGAUUGGCUUCGAGAUAGCUUGCCUCAUCUUGCAGAUAUUCCACCUCCUCAUACAAAAUACAAGGUUGAAGAUUACGAAACUGUUGUUGAUAUUAAUACCGAUGAUUAGCUUAUGCUGGAUGGUGGUAAUCUAUCUUAAUUGAUGUUCUUGAUUGUUUCUGCCGUGCGGGUGAUCCUUUAGCUGUGGUCGAAUGGAUGAAGAAAAUUGUGGUUCAUUAUACAUGUUCUUAGUUAUGUAAUUCUAAAAUUCACUGAAUAUGAUGCUGAUGCUGUGAUGCAUCCUUUUUGGAUUGUCAUAUGGGGUUGAAUUUUGCUUUGAAAAAUUCUGUGAAAAAUUGGUUCAACUUUUGAGCUUCAUCCUUCUACAUGAAUAUCUUCUGCUUUCCCUUUUUGUACUA
Messenger RNA from Phoenix dactylifera (date palm), 1738 nucleotides. RefSeq names its product zinc finger BED domain-containing protein RICESLEEPER 2-like. NCBI's taxonomy places the organism in Eukaryota, Viridiplantae, Streptophyta, Magnoliopsida, Arecales, Arecaceae. The record is from RefSeq and is a predicted model, not a curated record. Gene Ontology annotation, molecular function: DNA binding; protein dimerization activity.